Molecule: messenger RNA, 1922 nt
Organism: Aspergillus pseudonomiae
Lineage: Eukaryota; Fungi; Ascomycota; Eurotiomycetes; Eurotiales; Aspergillaceae
Product: aldehyde dehydrogenase domain-containing protein
Exons: 2
Coding region: 191-1690 (499 amino acids)
Molecular function (GO): aldehyde dehydrogenase (NAD+) activity
Source: RefSeq, a predicted model, not a curated record
GUACGUAAAAGCUUAAGGUCUUCCUCCUGACAACAUUUUUUUCCCUGCUCCUCCGUCAUUCCGAGAAGAUACCAUAGUUCGUAGUAUGAUAUAAAUUGGCACAACUGGAAGUCUUACAUAUGAACUCCCCUCCUCCCUUCACCCCCUCUUAGAAAACUAAUAUUUUACCAGUUUAAUAUUGACGCCUACCAUGUCGUCCUUUCCUCUCCCUCCGCGCCAACUCUUCUAUGACGGCAAAGUUCAGUCUGCCUCGUCCGGCAAGACUUUUCAAUCCGUCAACCCUUCUGAUGCCACCCCGCUUGCCGAAAUACAAGUUGCCUCCCAUUCUGAUAUUGAUGCAGCUAUCGCUGCCGCCGAUCGAGCAUUUACCCACUGGUCACAAACCCCUCCUAUUGCUCGCGCACGUAUUCUCCAGAAGGCGUCUCUCAUACUCCGUGAACGAAAUGACGAAAUCGCUCGGGUCGAAUCUUUAGAUUCUGGAAAGGCUUUCACAGAGACCAGUACAGUGGAUGUUGUCACAGGUGCGGAUGUUUUGGAGUACUAUGCGAACCUUGUUGGGGGUGGUGGUUUGAACGGGGAGACCACUCAGCUGAGAGAAGACGCUUGGGUGUUCACUAAAAAGGCUCCCUUGGGAGUCUGCGCAGGAAUUGGUGCAUGGAAUUAUCCCAUUCAAAUUGCCCUCUGGAAAUCAGCCCCUUGCCUUGCUGCUGGAAACACCAUGAUCUACAAGCCCAGUGAAUUCACGCCGCUUCAUGCGCAGACUCUGGCAGAGAUUUACAAGGAAGCUGGACUUCCUGAUGGUGUGUUCAACAUUGUUUAUGGCGCCGGUGAUGUUGGUGCCUACCUGACCUCCCACCCAACAAUUGCCAAGGUUUCCUUUACUGGCCAAGUGGCCACUGGAAUGAAGGUCGCCGGUUCUGCCGCUGGCCACAUGAAAUACGUGACCAUGGAACUUGGAGGGAAAAGCCCUCUGGUUAUCCUCCCUGAUGCAGAGCUUGAAAACGCCGUUGAUGGAGCUAUGAUGGCCAACUUCUACAGCACCGGUCAGGUCUGUACCAAUGGCACCCGUGUGUUUGUGCCUUCUAGCAUGAAGGCAGCUUUUGAAAGCCGCCUGCUCGAAAAGAUGCAGUACAUUCGCCCCGGCCCCUUGUUCGAUGAAGCUACCAACUUCGGCCCCUUAAGCUCCGCCGUCCAUCUUGAGAAGGUGAUAUCAUAUAUCCGUCAUGGUAUCGAGACGGACAAGGCCACCCUCCUUUACGGCGGGCUCGGCAAGCCUCAAGUUUCAAAGGAGUUAGUGAACGGAUUCUGGGUUCAGCCCACAAUCUUCACUGAUUGCAAGGAUGACAUGCUUAUUGUUAAGGAGGAGAUAUUUGGUCCCGUAAUGUCGAUCUUGUACUACGAUACCAUUGAGGAAGCAGUCCGACGGGCCAACAAUACCGAACUUGGUCUGGCGGCAGGCGUCUUUACCAAGGAUGUCAACUUGGCCCAUCGCGUUAUCGACCAACUUCAGGCGGGUAUCACAUGGGUGAAUACCUGGGGUGAAAGCCCAGCUGAAAUGGCAGUUGGUGGGUGGAAGAAGAGCGGCCUCGGCGUUGAGAACGGCCGUAGGGGCAUUGAAGCUUGGGUGAAGAACAAAAGCACCCUUGUCGACAUGAAUGGUGCCGUCGCAACUGUAUUUGCUAAGCUCUAGGUCGAUGACUGGCACAAAUGUUCUUAGAUAGGUUGGGCCGCCACUUAUGUCUAUACGUUUCCUGAGCGCUCCGCGGUAUAUAAAUGACUCAAGAUAUAUGAACCUUAAAAUGCACAAUACACACUUUACGACAUGAAUAAAAUGAAAUCAACCACGUAAUUCCAUGCAAACACAGUCUAAUCUCAUUAUUGUCUAAUCUAUCUUUUAUGAAAAAGUUCGUUAGGUAGGGAUA